AUGCGCAUGCGGUGCUGCAGGCGCAGCCGUACAUUGUGCGUGCGCUACUUCUCUGCGUGGGAGGAGGACAAUCGCAUGAUUAUCCAGAACGAGUACUGUGACGGCGGCACCCUGGCCAAGCUGUUUGAUGACCACAAGCGCGCAAACAGACCCUUUCUCGAGCACACGCUCCUCGUCAUCCUCAAACACCUGGCGCUGGGCACACAUGCAUUGCAUCGGCUGAAGCUGGUGCACAUGGACAUCAAGCCCGCAAACAUCCUGAUCAAGUACGAGGAGCCGAUUGGGCGCGUGGCGAAACCGCGGCAGGCCGCACGGGCACGGCGGAAGCUUGACAAGCGCAUGUCAAUGACGGCGGAUGACGCUGCGGUGCAGCCUGGUUACGAGUCGACGGAUGUUGAGCUGACUGAUGAGGAGGACGCAGACAACACCACCAACAGCCACGAUGGUGAUGAAGAGGAGAGGAGGGGUCGUGGGUUGAGCCGGGGAACGCGUUCACAGUCCCGUUCACGACUGCGGGGAUGGCACCACGAUGACGAGCAGACAGCAACGAUGGAGGGUGCUCGUGGUGGAGAUGACGGUGCGCACGAGCAUGAUGAGCACAGCAGCGGGUCCAACAGCUUCAACACGUCGGGCACGCUGCCCUCCGACCUGGAGUCUGUGUUUGGAGAGAGCGGGAGCGAUGGUGAAGGUGGCGGCUCUGUUAGCGGCACCAUGUCCCGUCUCGGCGUGUCCACUAUCAACAACGCGAAGAGUGACGCAAACACAGACGCCAUCAGCACCAACAGCAACAUCGGUGCUACCGCCACUGCCACCGCGAAUGCCACGGUUACCGACACUGCUGCAGCCAAGAAGCAGGGGCGAAGGGGCCGUGCUGACAAGACGGCGACAGCAACCACGACGGCGCGACGCCCGCUCAUGCCGCGCGGACACGCAGACAACACCAUCACCAACAGCACCAACAGCACCAACAGCAGUGGUCUGGGUGUAAUUACGAGCACGAGCACGGUGGGCAGCGCUGACGAUGUGUUUGAGCCCGAGAGCGCGACGGUGACGACGUGCGGGACAUCGGAUGCGGGCGAUGCCGUUGAUGUUGCUGACAUCAUCGUGGAUACAGAGCACACACAUGCACAUGCACAGGAGGCGCAUGUUGCUGGGAGUGGUGUGCUGAAGAAGGUGUCGUUUAAGCUCGGCGACCUUGGACUGGUGACGCGCCGCGAUGACAAGUCGGCAGAGGAGGGCGACAGCAGAUACCUCGCACGCGAGGUGCUGAAGGGCCAGUACCGCGAUCUGUCCAAGGCGGACGUGUUCUCCAUCGGCUGCACCAUGUACGAGCUCGCCAGCCUCGUGCCGCUCGCUGCAAACGGGCCAGAGUGGCACCGUCUGCGCGACAGCCCGCCACCGCUUGCCGGCUACUCGUCCAAGUUCAACCACCUUGUCAUGGCAAUGCUCUCGGAGCAGCCGGGUGAGCGGCCCACCACCUCUGACAUUCUGAAGAGCGAGCUGUUGCGGCCGGACCCUGACCCCGACACGAGCACGCAGCUGAAGGAGGCCCUCGACCGCGUCCAGCAGCUCGAGCGAGAAUUGCGACAGCAGAAACAGCUGGCGAGCCGCCGCGGCAAAGGGCCCGUGACCAGAAAGCAGUCGUGCGUCUUCUGA
Messenger RNA from Salpingoeca rosetta, 1656 nucleotides. RefSeq names its product WEE protein kinase. NCBI's taxonomy places the organism in Eukaryota, Choanoflagellata, Craspedida, Salpingoecidae. Bases 1 to 1656 code for a protein of 551 amino acids. The transcript has 6 exons. Gene Ontology annotation, biological process: protein phosphorylation. Gene Ontology annotation, molecular function: ATP binding; protein kinase activity. The record is from RefSeq and is a predicted model, not a curated record.